Messenger RNA from Eriocheir sinensis (Chinese mitten crab), 836 nucleotides. Its product is annotated as heme-binding protein 1-like. Lineage: Eukaryota; Metazoa; Arthropoda; Malacostraca; Decapoda; Varunidae. The record is from RefSeq and is a predicted model, not a curated record. The transcript is spliced from 7 exons. Bases 74 to 667 code for a protein of 197 amino acids.
GUCUACACAGGUGAGAAAAAGUGUUCGAGAAGGUGCUCUGUUCAACUACAACUACACCCUACAAACCGUAAAGAUGAAGCUUACGAUCGCCUUGUGUUACCUGCUGGCGGCUCACCUGGUCGCCCUACAGGUGGUGGAGGCCCAGGAUGAGGCGGGUGAGGAGGCCCCGUACACAGUAGUUAAGGAAGCUGAGGGUUAUGAGGAGCGUGCCUAUCCCGCCUCUCCCUGGGUCUGCCACACAAACACCAUCUCUGACGAAGGCGGGAGAACCAACUCCUUCUGGCCUCUCUUCCGCUACAUCACAGGAAACAACAACAAAAAUACCGACAUCCCCAUGACGGCCCCGGUGACUACGAGGCUGCAGCAAAACGGUGAGGCGUGGGAUUCACAGAUGUGCUUCUACAUCCCCAAGGCUCACCAGCAGAACCCACCUGAGCCCGCUGACGAGGCCGUGAAGGUGGUGAACAGGCCCGCCAUGAACGUCUUCGCCAGGCGAGUGGGCGGCAAUUUGACGAGCUCAGAGUGGAAGAAUUUGCGUGAUGAACUGAAGACCCUUUUGGAAACUAAUGAGCCCAGCGCUGACCUCUCCUUCUACUACACCGCCGGCUACGACUCCCCCAGGAAGGCCACCAACCGCAGGAACGAAGUGUGGUACGAGAAGAAGUAAACAAACCCUGCUAGGAAAUAUCUGCUUUUCUUCUCUGCCCAAAACAGCAACAAGAAUAAUGAGUAUCAGUGGGGUUGACCAGUGAUUUUUGUUUUGUUUGUUAUUCUAUCAAGGAAGUUGUUUCACUUUAUGCCUGGAGAACCUAGAGAAUAAAUAAAUGUAAUCUUUU